UUUUCUCAUUCACAUUCAGGAGGAAAAACAAAGCGGUUUGUCCCUGUGUUCUCGCCGUAGUAAUAGAUUUUCAAGAUGGCGACAUCUAUGCUGUUCCAGAUGAGGAGGUAUUGUCCACUGGUGCCAUGUCUCACUGUGGCUAGAAGACACUAUGCUUCCAAGCCACCAUCUGUGUUCAACAAGUUCCUCCUGCAGUUUAACCAGCGCUUUCUUGAGGUGGAAUAUCUCAUCAGACUGGGCAACUGGUUCAAAACUCGGGACGUGAGGCGUAAAAAUGUGUUUUAUGUUUACGCCCAGAAGAAAUACGGUGUCAAUGUCGCAGCAGCGUACUGCAUACUGAAACUAGGAGGAGGCUUCAGGUUUGCUGGACAGACCCAGUGGUUUCGUUCCGACACGAAGGGGAAGUUCAGUUUUGACUUUGUAAACACGCCAGACUGCACUAUAGAGGAGAUUGACUUGAGCAGUACUCUGAUAAACCAUGAUGGACUACACAACCUUACGAGUCAGCACAAUCUGCGUUCCCUGCACCUACAGGGCUGUCCGGAGGUUGACGACUGGUUCCUCUCCCGAUUGCAUGUUUUCGGCGAGUCGCUUCAGGAAUUAAACUUAUCCCACUGCCCUCGUAUCACUGUCGGGGGUUUAGCGGCACUGCAACACCUCAGGAAGCUGCAGAAAUUGGAUAUAUCCUCACUCCCACGACUGCAGAAUCCCGGCCUAGUGCACAUCCUUGUUGAGGAGAUGCUGCCUCACUGCACAGUCACCGGGGCUGAAUAUGAUCAGGGACUCCAAAUCCAAACUGACAAUUAGAAGCUCACGGAGACAGACUCACUAAGACAUGCUCAAAUGUAACAGGACUGUGGAUGUGGACUCGCUUGUUGCUCCUGUUGAUGUUUAGCCAUCUAAUUUCACAACGCUUGAUUAUACAUUUCUGUAAUUCAAGUGAGCAAGAGAGAUUUAUGCGAAAACUGUGUAGUAUUGAUAUAUGUGUAUAUUUAUGUAAUAUUUGGCUUUAGUUAACAAACCUAGGACAGAAGUGUAAUAUUGGAUUGAAGAGCCUAAUGUCCCCUUUCUGCUGAUGUCAAGCUUUCUGCUUGUCGAUACUUGUUGGUAUCUGUUGGACACCAAUUGAGGCCAUUCGAAUGUAGUUAAACAUCCAGUUUCCAAUACAGUUGUACAAUGUUUAGAUGAUAAUGAUUUAUUGAUGUGCACAAACACUACGUAAUGGUUUAAAUUGUUAAAAUAGCUGAGGGUUUGUAGUGGUACUUGUAAUGGAAAACAUUAAUUUCUGGGGUUUUUUCCCCUCAGCAGGGAGGUUAUAAGUAAUAAGGCAGUUGGAAAAUAAUUUACCAGACAGCGAAGGUGGUUUACCAUCGAUCAUUCGAUGUGCAUUUUGUAAAUGAAAAUGUUGUGUUAGACCGCAAAGAAGUGUCAGUUGAUGCAGUAAAUUUGCUUGUUACUUUUCUUUAACACGUGUUUGGGAGAUAAAUCUAUUAAGAGAGUGUGGUAAAUCCCAUAAGCCUUAUUACAGAGGUGUGGGAAUGUAGAGGGAGUUCAGGAAUCCAUAGUCGAAGAUAAAACGACUCCUAAAAAAGGUAAUUGUAUUUAGACAAGUCUCUUGGUUUCAUAUUUUAUGAUGCCUAAAUUUUAGAGCCUUGUCCACAGCUACAUUAUUUUCAAUGAAAUGUUCCCCACUAUUAAAACUAUGGUGGCGUUAUGCUGUAUUAUAAAAUAAAACCUCAAGGGGAAA
This is a messenger RNA of Silurus meridionalis, 1747 nucleotides long. RefSeq names its product distal membrane arm assembly component 2 (gene dmac2). Gene Ontology annotation, biological process: SCF-dependent proteasomal ubiquitin-dependent protein catabolic process. Bases 76 to 807 code for a protein of 243 amino acids. The transcript has 6 exons. The record is from RefSeq and is a predicted model, not a curated record. NCBI's taxonomy places the organism in Eukaryota, Metazoa, Chordata, Actinopteri, Siluriformes, Siluridae. Gene Ontology annotation, cellular component: SCF ubiquitin ligase complex.